Pipistrellus nathusii (Nathusius's pipistrelle) is the source of this 996-nucleotide messenger RNA. NCBI's taxonomy places the organism in Eukaryota, Metazoa, Chordata, Mammalia, Chiroptera, Vespertilionidae. The record is from the annotation of a GenBank genome assembly.
AUGGAGGAGUCUUGGGGCGCCGGUGGCCCGGAACCCGGCGAUAAUCUGGCUCUGAAGCCGUGUCUGCUGCGCCGCAACCACAGCCGCGAGCAGUACGGCGUGGCGGCCUCCUGCCUCGAGGAUCUGCGGAGCAAAGCCUAUGACGUCCUGGCCAUUGAUAAGUCCCUGGCACCCAUCACCUUGGUCCUGGCAGAGGACGGCACCAUCGUGGAUGAUGGCGAUUACUUCCUGUGUCUGCCUUCCAAUACGAAGUUUGUGGCCUUGGCUGGUAAUGAGAAGUGGGCGUACAACAACUCAGACGGAGGUACCGCUUGGAUCUCCCAGGAGUCCGUGGACGUAGAUGAGACGGACAGCGGGGCAGAGCUGAAGUGGAAGAAUGUGGCCAGGCGGCUGAAAGAAGACCUGGCCAGCAUCGUCCUCCUGUCAGAGGAGGACCUCCAGGUGCUCAUCGACGUUCCCUGUGCAGACCUGGCUCAGGAGCUGGGCCAAAGCUGCGUCAUGGUCCAGGGGCUGCAGAACACGCUCCAGCAGGUGCUGGACCAGCGGGAGGAGGCCCGCCAGUCCCAGCAGCUCCUGGAGCUCUACCUCCAGGCUUUGGAGAAGGAGGGCAUCAUCCUGUCCAAGCAGCCAGAGUCCCACACUGGCGUCGGUAAUGAGGGGGAUGCCGUGGACACGGGUCCGAGCAGGGAGUGCUCCUCCGAAACUGCCCUUUCGAGCCAGGCCCUCACCACGCUGAAGGAGAAGCCUGCUCCCGAGCUGAGCUUGUCCAGCCAGGAUUUGGAGCUGGUCACCAAGGAGGACCCCCAGGCCCUGGCUGUGGCUCUGCACUGGGACGUGAAGAAGGCGGAAGCUGUGCAGCAGGCCUGCGAGCAGGAGCUGAGCCUGCGCCUCCAGCAGGUACAGAGCCUGCACUCCCUCAGGAGCCUUGCAGCGCGGAGGGACUCACUGCCCGGGGACCCGCAGAAUCCCAAACGAGCCAGGCAGGACCCCGCAUAG